This is a messenger RNA of Didymella exigua CBS 183.55, 824 nucleotides long. RefSeq names its product NAD(P)-binding protein. Lineage: Eukaryota; Fungi; Ascomycota; Dothideomycetes; Pleosporales; Didymellaceae. The coding region runs from base 21 to 587 and encodes 188 amino acids. The transcript has 2 exons. The record is from RefSeq and is a predicted model, not a curated record.
UGCAAUUGUUCUGCCACAAGAUGCCUUCUUCCACCACAGACCGCCAAAUCAUCCUCAUCACAGGUACCAACGAUGGUAUUGGCUUCGACACUGCGACACUGCUCGCGUCUGUCUCUCCUCGAAACCACGUCAUCGUUGGUUCCUCUAACACCGCAAAGGGCAGUGCCGCACUCAAGCAAAUUCAAGACAGGAAACCCAAGGGUACUGCCAGUCUCGUACAGCUUGAUGCAGACAAUGAAAAUUCUAUCAAUGCGGCAGUGAAGCACAUUGGACAAGAAUUCGGCCGCCUCGACGUUCUCACCAACAACGCUGGGAUUGCCCUGGAGACGUACGAUGGCCAAUGGCAUUCUCGCGACCAACUUCGCGCCGAGUUCGAGACCGAUAUCUUCGGUCCUACGAUUCUGAGUGCUGCUCUCCUCCCACUUAUGAGGCAGUCAAAAUCACCCAAGAUCAUCAACGUCUUAUCGGACUUGGGCAGUAUCUCCCGCUGCGUUGCUACAUCUGAUAAUGAUCCUUCUGGUGCUAUUGUACGCGUACCUGGAUAUCGCAUGACCAAGUCUGCGCUCAAUAUGCUUACUGCUUAUUAGUACCAGCAGCUCAACAAGGAAGGCUUCAAGGUUUGGAGCUUUUGCCCUGGUUUCGUCAUCACAGACCUUGCGAAGGAUAGGGAGGCGCGGAAUAACAUGGCAAGCUGUGAUAGCUCGGAGACAAGCGUACAGGGUAUCCUGGAAAUCAUUGAAGGGCAGAGGGACGGAGAGGCUGGCAUGUUCCUCCAGAGGUACGGAAAGCGCUACGACUGGUACAUAAUGCCGAGUAGAAUCCUG